AUGCACAGCAUACGGCAGGAGGAGCUAGGUCCUAACCCAAGCAACCAGGUGAUCAGUUCACAGACAGUCAGCUCUGCGGUUUAUGAUGAAGACAGCCAGAGCAAUGGAUCCAUCAGGCAACAAAUGGAUGCCAGUAUGCAGGAGAGCAGAGAUUCUGCCAAACAGGACUUGACUGGAGUCACAAUGAAGGUCCUUGCAGAGGAGAGGUGUUCAGAACUGGUUAAAGAGAUUGUAUCCAAAGACAAGUCCUUGGUGGACAUUCUAAAACCUCUCCCUGUGAGGACAUCUGCAAUCAGUCUCAUGAAAAGCCUUUUCCAUGUGGAUAUUUCAGUAUUGGAAAAAUGCAGGAAUCGGGAACUAAAGAAAGAUUGUAGGGUGAAUGUUGAAGGUAUGUCUAAAUCACAUUCAAAGACUAAGCUGCUGCUUCAGAGGAUGUCUGAUGAAAGCCUGAAUGAAAUCACCGCUAAAAAGAUGGAACUUAUGUCCAACAUAAUCUCACAACUGGAAGAACUCUUUGCCCAAAGGGAAUCCCUUCUGUCUGAGAUCAAUGACAACGCAUCUCACGGUACCAAUAUGGAAGCCAUAGUGAAAGAGGUCUGUAAAUCCAAUGAGUAUGAGCGCUACAUGAUGUUUAUCGGAGACCUGGAGAAAGUAGUGAGCCUGCUUUUCUGUCUGACCACAAGGUUAGCACGGGUGGAAAAUGCUUUGAGCAGAACAGAUGAAAAUACGGAUGCUGAUGAGAUGCAAUCCCUAAAGGAACGUCACAGUCUCCUAUCCAGACAGAGGGAGGAUGCCAAAGAUUUAAAGGACAACUUGGACCGCAGAGAGCAAGUGGUCACUGGAAUUCUGGCCAAAUAUCUAAGCAAAGCCCAGCUAGAGGACUACAAACACUAUGUGAGGUUAAAUACAUACUUCUUGAUUGAGCAGAAAGACCUGGAAGAAAAGAUUAAAUUUCAUGAGGAACAGUUGGAGAGUCUUCACAACAGCAUUCCUCCUUAA
Messenger RNA from Staurois parvus, 999 nucleotides. The record is from the annotation of a GenBank genome assembly. NCBI's taxonomy places the organism in Eukaryota, Metazoa, Chordata, Amphibia, Anura, Ranidae.